AUGGGCCAGAUUAAUUCUACUAGAAAUACUGGGAACCAUGACCCUGUCCAUGAAGUGGACGUAGCUUCUCCUUUAGCUCCCUCUGGCAUUGAGGAGGGACCUGCCAAUUUGACUGAUGCGGGACUAAGCGCUGGGAGGGGUGGACGUCGUAGAUCGAUACGGAACAGCAUAAUUGGGAUCGUGCGCCCUAGAAUCUCUAGCAAAUCUGAGGGUGGUGAAAUCCAGGACGUCCGGGAGAGAAAGAAAUGGUUUCGAAGGUCUCGUCGCAUGUCAAAGGCUCAGCCCACGGAAGAAAGGAACUCGCAAGGUAAUCUUAGCGGGGAAACCGAGAGGCAUCAGGGCGCUUCUCAGAGGCGAGGAUUGAGAGUUUCAAUUACCGAUCGAGGAAUCGAUGACACUUCCGACUCUCCUCGCAUUCACAAUGAACAUGAAGCCACUAAUGGACGUCCUGGAUCAAUCCCUUCACAUGGCCCUAAGCCCUCUACUUCCUUGAAAGGGAAAGAGCGCUUAGACGACGUUUCUGAUAAUAGUGUAGGUAAUUCUGAGGCUGCGUCUUCCAAUCAGGCAUCUGGUAGUGGCCUUUCAAGCAGUGCACCGAGAGGUCCAUCUACUGCAGCCGGAGCUCCAGAGGCCACCUUUCCAUCACCUUUCGACCGACCUGCGGUAUCUCCCCCAUCUGAUCACUCCCCACCAAUGCCUGCCCAAAAUGAUAACGUAUUACGACAAUUUCCUCCUGCAGGUACUCUCGUCGUCGUGCAGGGCGUUGUACAAACCGAUGGUACUCCAAGAACUGCACUUGACAACCCGUCUUCAUUAGGGAAUACUAUGCAACCAUCAUCAUUUUCAAAUAGGAACCCCGUGCAGCGACCGUCUCUCUCACCAGAAGCUGAUCAAAACUCUUCACGCACUUAUUCAGAUGUAAGCAGCACUGAGGGUUCAAGGUUUAGCGCAUCUUCAGGCUUUUCGGAAGGCUCUACGAUUAACGAUGAUCGUGGUUCAUCGGAAAGUUCGAUACCCUCAGGAUCGCCGUCCGGUACUGGCUUCCGCAGCGGUGCGCAGGGACCAAUUUCACCAAGCUCAAGUGGUGUGGAUGUCCUCGGUGCUCUCUUAAGUAUCGUUAGUGUUGCAACUGCCGCAACUGCUGCUUCACUUCUCUCAGGGCCAAACGGCACUUUUAGGUCUCCCUUACCUUCUACUGAACGGCCAAGGACGACUUCUAACAUGUCACCGACGAACAACGAGGGAUCAACGACGUCGUCAGUAGCCCGCGCGUUAGCAUCCACGAAUCCAAUAGCUGCGGCGGUGCUUGCUCAACACGAACGAGACAGGGAAGAGAGGGAGAGGACGCGGGUACGCUCGAUAUGGGAGGGUUUCCGUUCAAGGGUGACCAGCGGUAGAUCGAGCAGAGGUCCAUUAGGAAGAACUUUGGGAAGCACUUUCCCUUCACCUCCCCCGCCGUUGACCUCUGGCCGCAACCGCAUGGACGAUAGUCCUGCUAUUCCAGAUGCAUUGUUUACAGAACUUGCACGUGCGUUUCAUCUCUCCAGUUCAACGCCGGAUGAGCGGCAGACAGAGGCUCAAAAUACCUCAGCUACUAAUCCAAAUCCUGAUGAAGAUCAGGACCACCUCUCUGGAGGUCGACGUUCUUCGGACCGCGAGACAGAGGAUCCAGCUCCGGAUAGUUUUGAGCAGUUCCUUGUUGACUUGCAGUCGGACCUUAGGACUGCUCUUUCACGGAAUGACACUGCACAGAACGGUCCUCCAACGGCAGGAGCUGCCAACGACAGUGGAACGGGAGAACCAGCGAACGCAUCUAGGGAAUCUAACAUGGAUAUAGACUUGCCUGAAUCUCCGACCACCGAAGCAACUUAUCACACCGCAUCUAGCAACAAUAAUCAGUCACUAAACACUCCUAGUGUAAACGACACUGGGACUGAACAUACCCAGCCGUCCCCGACGUCUUUCAAUCCUGACAAUGGCCCUUCUGUCACUAACCCUGAUCAAGGAACUUCUACGGAACCCAACCAAUCCACAACGUCAAAUAACUCCUCUACGACCACCAAUGGUAGGAGUCGUGGAAAUGGUGUAAACUGGUGGAGAAUGUACCGGUUCCCACCCAUGCAGCCAACUCAGCCAACUCAAGGUAAUGCUGCGCGUCGCAGAGUAGACAGCAACUACUUGCGUGAACGGCCACCGACUCCCAUUCCUUCAAGCAGUCCUCCGAAUACCGGAGCUUCAUUGACAGAUGGUCAAACGACAUCGGAAGACGCAGGCACAAUGGUGCCAGUCAUUGUGGUCGGCUUACAGUCCAUCAGCCCUGGUGCUCGACGAACAACACCAUUGCCGCCUGAAUUUACACGUGAUAUCGACAACCCAAUAGCAAAUGAAACCACUCGCGAGCAUAUGGGCGGCGAGAAUGGUUUCGUUCCACGAGGUCCCAGGGGCUUACACACUGCUCGUGGACCCUGGCCUUCAAGAGCGCCUUCAAGAGUCUCCCGCAGGUUUGGUAGGUUGGGACGAAGGGAAGAUCUUCCUGUCGACCAGGGGCAUGAAAUGCCAAAUGCGCCAAACACGACGGGAGGCGCCCGCACCUUCUUCAUCUAUGUCUUUGGUGGUCAUUAUCCGCCGAAUCAUCACAUAUUCUCUGGAUCAGAUGCUCUUGACUCCUUCGAGGCACUUUGGGAAUUGGCUGAUCUCCUGGGACAAGUCAAGCCACCAGUCGUAACAGAGGAAGACAUUGAACGCUCCGGUUUGGAGCUAUUCAAAGCUAAAGAUCUCGGAGAAUACGAAAGCAGUGGACGCGUCGCGAACAACUGCAUUGAUAGAUGUCUGAUCUGUCUAGACGAGUACAAUCCCGACGACGAUCUUCGUCUUUUGACUUGCAAGCACACCUUCCAUAAGGGAUGUGUCGAUAGGUGGUUAAAGACAGGCCGAAACAACUGUCCUGCCUGUCGAACCGAGGGCGUUAAAACUAGCAGCAGCAGCAGCACAUCUGCACCUUCGCUGUAA
Fomitiporia mediterranea MF3/22 is the source of this 3009-nucleotide messenger RNA. RefSeq lists its product as uncharacterized. The record is from RefSeq and is a predicted model, not a curated record. Gene Ontology annotation, molecular function: ubiquitin protein ligase activity. Bases 1 to 3009 code for a protein of 1002 amino acids. NCBI's taxonomy places the organism in Eukaryota, Fungi, Basidiomycota, Agaricomycetes, Hymenochaetales, Hymenochaetaceae. The transcript has 8 exons.